AGGAUGCAGGGAUGUGUUUCCUCAGUCAGCGUGAGUUCAGUACAAAAGGUAACCUGUAAGACAUGGUGUCUGAUACACCACAGGAUCUUAAUGCAGAAUCAUCAACACAACAGACGCUUUAAAACAUAGCUUAAUUCAGCCUUUAUUAAUAUCAUAUUUACUAUGUUUUCUGUGUCUCUAGGUUGCAGUGCUGCUCUGGUGACCCAGACUGAGGUGAUGGUGGUCAAGUCUGGAGAAAAUGCCACUCUGCCUUGUGGGAUUUCUGUACAUGAGGAGGUUUCCUGGUUUUCCCUGCAGUCAGACCACAAACCAGCCAGAAUCACGGAUCUGCAAUACACAUCGAAUAAGAUGAGCCUCGUUAACACCAAAGAUGUAUACAGAGAGAGGCUGACUGCUGUUUCUGUCUCUGACACACACAGUCUGGAGCUAAAGAACAUCACUAAGGCAGAUCUGUUGAUCUACUGCUGCAUCCAGAAGAAAGAUCAUGAGUUUGGAAACUGUACAAAGCUGAAAUUCAAUGACCAUCCUGGAGGCCAGUCCACUCCCCACCAUCUCCAGACGCUCAAGACACCAGACAGUACUAACCCUGACCUCCUGCCUUGGAUUCUCCUGCCUUGUGUCGCCCUUCUCACUGCGCCGCUGAGAAAGAGCUCUGAGUCACAGCAGAAGGAAAGCAGGACCAGCCGACACGAUCAGGAAAAACCUGAUGAGGUCCAGUAUGUAUCAGUGAAGUUUAAAUCACCCAAGAAGCGAGACCAAAAAAGAGGAGAGGAUGCACAGGAUACUGUCUAUGCCGGAAUUAAGUGA
Molecule: messenger RNA, 807 nt
Organism: Paramormyrops kingsleyae
Lineage: Eukaryota; Metazoa; Chordata; Actinopteri; Osteoglossiformes; Mormyridae
Source: RefSeq, a predicted model, not a curated record